Blepharisma stoltei is the source of this 369-nucleotide messenger RNA. NCBI's taxonomy places the organism in Eukaryota, Ciliophora, Heterotrichea, Heterotrichida, Blepharismidae. The record is from the annotation of a GenBank genome assembly.
AUGACAUCAGUCAAGCGAGCAGCACACACAAAUACAAAGAAAGUUGACCUUAAAUUCGUAAUCGACUGCUCAAAUGUAGUAGAAGAUAAAGUCAUCAUCAUGAGAGACUUCGAAAAAUACCUAAGGGAAAGAAUAAAAGUCAAUGGAAAGAAAGGAAACCUAGGCACAGAAAUUAAUCUAUCAAGCAGCGCUACAGAAAUUGUGCUAAGGAGUUCAGUACCUUUUUCAAAGAGGUACUUAAAAUAUUUAACAAAGAAAUACCUAAAGAAGUCAAAAAUUGCUGAUUACUUACGUGUAGUCGCAACAGAGAAAGGCAAGUACGAGCUCAAAUACCUCAAGAUUUACGGUGAUGAGGGCGAAGAGGAGUAA